AUGGACACUGCAACAGUUCUUCAAAUCUUAAAGACCAUCACGGGUAUCUUAGGUAUUGCAGGGAACGGCUUGGUGUGUGUGGUCAUUGCUAAAGUUCCAGCCAUGAGGACGCUGACCAACACUUUCAUCUUCAACCAGGCGUUGGUCGAUUUCCUUGCUUCUCUGUCGAUGAUCCUACAGAGUAAUAUUCAUAUUUCAUCGCUGAGCCCUAACAGAGUCAUUGCCUUCUUACAGUGCAACGUCUGGGAGACGUCUCUGAUCCUGUGGACCUUCUUCACUGCCUCCACCUUCAACUUGGUCCUGCUGACCUCCGAGCGAUACUUUGCCAUCGUCUACCCGUUCAGGUACCUAGCUUACUUCAGUAUCCGACGCGCCACUGCCAUGAUUGUUGUGGUCUGGCUGCUGGCAAUCGGUUACAAAUUCCACAUUGUGGUGUAUCACCAAAUCGAGAAAGGUGAGUGCGUGCCUGCUACUCUCUCGAAGACUGCUCUUCGGGUAGAUGGCACCAUCACUUUCCUCAUCGAGUACCUGCUUCCUCUGAUCUUCAUGGCAUCUUGCUACAUCCAUAUCAUCCUUCAGCUGAAGAAAGCCUCGUCUAUCGUCCACGCCGAGCCGUCAACCAGCCAACAAGGAGACAACAGUAUGAGUGGAUCCCUGCUUCGCGCCCGACGCAACACGCUGAAGACGCUCUUCAUCGUCUUCUUAACGUACACCAUCUGCUGGUCGCCGAGUCAAAUCGCGUUCUUCAUGUACAACUUUGGACUGGACUUGAAUUUGCAGGGGGCGUUCUUCAUCAUCUUUGUUGUCCUGGCUCAACUCAACUCUUGCGUGAACCCCGUCAUCUAUGCGUUCAAGUACAAGCAGUUCCAGAGGGGUGCGCGGGCUUUGCUGAAAUCGUGUUUUCCCAGUCUGACCGAGCCACGUAACGAAGAUAAUGUAGGCCUAUCAAUUAUAGUAAGAUCCAAGACGCAGGCAAAGUCAGCAAAACAAGGACCAACUACAAAUAAUGGAGCCGACAGCAAAUCCGCAGAAACUGGUUAA
Molecule: messenger RNA, 1041 nt
Organism: Patiria miniata (bat star)
Lineage: Eukaryota; Metazoa; Echinodermata; Asteroidea; Valvatida; Asterinidae
Product: neuromedin-U receptor 2-like
Exons: 1
Coding region: 1-1041 (346 amino acids)
Biological process (GO): G protein-coupled receptor signaling pathway
Cellular component (GO): membrane
Molecular function (GO): G protein-coupled receptor activity
Source: RefSeq, a predicted model, not a curated record